Fonsecaea nubica is the source of this 828-nucleotide messenger RNA. RefSeq lists its product as hypothetical. Lineage: Eukaryota; Fungi; Ascomycota; Eurotiomycetes; Chaetothyriales; Herpotrichiellaceae. Gene Ontology annotation, biological process: nucleoside phosphate metabolic process; ribose phosphate metabolic process. The record is from RefSeq and is a predicted model, not a curated record. The coding region runs from base 1 to 828 and encodes 275 amino acids. The transcript has a single exon. Gene Ontology annotation, molecular function: ADP-ribose pyrophosphatase activity; ADP-glucose pyrophosphatase activity.
AUGCCCUCGUUCAUCCUACCCAAGGUCUCUCCGAGCGUCGAGGUGACAAUCCCGACGAACGUCACCCAGGACGAGCUGCUCGCGUUUCGUCCCUUUAAGGACUGGCUCGCAACACUGCAGAAAUCCAUCAAGUUGCAAAAGUCCGAGGCUACACAUGCCUUUUACGAUAAGAAGGACCCCUAUCAAUUACGUUCGAUCAAUGUCCAUUCGGUGGAAUGGUUCGGGCCUCGCAUCGGCUUUAUCUUGAUGGAGACAGUGGUGCAGAAUGCCGCCGAUCCACGACCAUUGCCUGGCAUCGUCUUCUUACGCGGUGGCAGCGUGGCCAUCCUCAUGAUUGUCCGGCCAGAAGGGGACAGCGACGACAGAUUUGUCGUCAUGACGCAACAGCCCCGGAUACCCGCUGGGAGUCUUACUUUCUAUGAGAUCCCGGCUGGGAUGAUUGACGAGUCGGGUACCUUUGUGGGCGCUGCGGCGACCGAGAUCCGCGAGGAGACAGGCUGGAAAGUACCACAGGGGGAGCUCGUCGACAUGACGGAGAUGGCGCUGAGAAACUCCACAGGUAUUGAAAGCCACUUGCAAAAGGCAAUGUAUCCCAGCCCUGGAGGGUGUGACGAGUUUAUCGCCCUGUUCUUGUGGGAGAGGACCAUGUCGCACAAGGAACUUGCGGAACUGAGAGGCAAAUUGACUGGGAACCCCAAAGAAAGAGAAAAGAUCAAGGUGAAGCUGGUCGAGUACAAAGAGCUGUGGAGAGAAGGAGCGAGAGAUGCGAAGACGCUUUGUGCAUGGGCGCUGUACGAGGGAUUGACCAGGGAUGGGAUCUUGAAGUGA